CCAGACCGCCCUCAAAAACUGAAGAAAACGAAAGAGCCCGGAUUUUCCACUUGUCUGCAAAAUCUCUCCAUCUCUCCAUGUCUUCCUCGGUUCUCAGCCCGCGCCGUACGGACGCGACAGGUUCAGGCGGUAAAAUCCUCCGAGGAAGGCGUACGGCAUCCCGUCCUGUCUCUCCAUAUCUCCGCCCCAAUCCGCCUCCUUCGCGGCCCCAAAACUCCACCUGGUUUUCCGGCCUCUUCUCCGGCGCCGGGAAACUGCUCUCCUCCGUCUUCCGCCCUUCGCCCUCUCCGCCGCUGUCGGAGUCCGCUUCAUCAAGUUGCGAGGACGACGAUGACGACGACGACGACGACGACAAUGAUGAUAGGGAUAAUGAUGAUGACAUUCUUUCCAAAGCGGUUGAGGAAUUGGAUCAAGCAAAUAAUGGAAUGGCACCAGUGUCAAAUGAAGACUGUGCAAUUGUGACACAACCGGCAGCGCAAAAGAGUGAAGCCAAACUUGCAAUUGAACAGUUACUUCGUCAGGAGACAUUUUCAAGGGAUGAGUGCUUAGAACUAACAAAGCUAAUUCAAUCGCGAGUUGUAGACUCUCCUACCACAGGAGGUGAGGAUGCAACAGGAAAGGGGCUGCAUGACAGAAAUUUAAGGAGUGAUGUUGCUUCUCCAGAAGCUCCAGUAGCUUGGAGAUCAUUGUCUCAAACAAGAAAAACAAGCGAGGCAUUUCCUUAUUCUGCCGGUCUAUUGGCCGCUCUUUCUCCCAGUGCCUCUGCACUCCAAGCGCAUUCGCCUGAUGUUCGCGAUACUGCCAUUAUGGAGGCAAGGAAAUGGUUGGAGGAGAAAAAGAUGGAACAAAGUUCAAAUUCAGAGCGAGACCAUGGACCCUGCGCUUUAAACACUGCCAUGCUGCCAUGUGUUAGUGAAGGUGAAGUGAGUUCACCUGUGGAUGUAGCAAGAUCAUUCAUGCGAGCCCAACCGCCAUGUGCAUCUCCAUCUUUGAGCAAUGCGAGAUUCAAUACCCCACCACCAAUUGGUCCACAACUGUCCAAGGAUGAAUCACCAUAUACAAUUGUCACUCGUUCUUUGACCUCAUCCAAUGUACUCAAAAGGAACUCUCUUGCCAUUGGUUCAUGGGAUAUCACUGAGGAAAGUCGAAGAGUUCGUCUUAAGCCAACUGACGAUAUGCUAGAACCUCCUGCAGUCAGGCAAAUUGAUUCAUCUACAACGAUCUCAGAACAUAAAAUGGUCCAAAGCCCAGCAGCUGCUGAUAAAAGAGAAGUGGUCGGUAUAACCAAUGAUUCAAAUUCUCUGCCACCUGCAAAGUCAGUAGAUGCAUCUGCGGACUUGCCUGCAGAAUCAUCUGUGGGUCGAGACGGGAUUCUUCACUCUUCUGCUGAAAAAUCUGUGGAAGUGAAUCCCUCAGUGACUGAUGGUGUCGAUAACAUGACUGAAAACCAGGUUCUUGUCAUAAACAUCUCAGGCUCUGAACCGAAAGUCAUGACAUCAGAAGAAGCCAACCCAAGUGAUGCUGGUGGUGUCGCUGACUACAAUGAUGCUCAUGCUUCUGUCCAAGAGAUAGGUUCUCAGGUGGGGAAAACUGUACAAGAUAAGAGCCAUUCAGAACCACAUCAGCUAUCUGGUCUCAAAGAAACAUCUUCUACACAUGAUUCUAGGUUGCCGGGUGCAGAAAUUCAGAUGCAGAAAGAAGCAAAUGGAUCAGAAGGCGGAAACGAUGCUAAUGGUUCUUUCAAAUCCAGUUCGUCUGCAGAAAUGAAGGGAGAUUUGGGUAUGAAACCAUCAGUAAAGAUAGACCAGAAUUCAAUAGGUCUGAGUCAUGCUGUGUUGGCCACCGGAAAAUUGGCAGAAACCUGGGAGCUUUCGAGUGAAGUAUCCAUGGAAUUCCCUGUGACUACAGAAACGAACAAUAUUGCAGAUGGAGUGGAUAACGGUACUACUGGCAAUAAGCAGGAAGAGGCUCUGCCCACCAAACAUCGGCCAGGACCAAGAUCAAAUUCAAGCCGUGGAAGGUCAGGGAAGUUGACCACGGUCAAGCCAGAUGGGCUGCUGCAGUCUGAAUCUCAACCAAGUCGAAGCCGUAGCCGAGCAGGGAAGCCGAGCAAAUCUGAAGCAGAUGAGCCACCAAAGGCCGAAACUCGAACAAAUCCAAGCCGCGGCCUGAAAAGGAAAUCGAGUGCAGGAGCCAUGAAGCUGGGAACAAGAGCGGGAUCUGCCAGAAGAGGCAGGGCAAGGGGUAAAUGAUGGGGCUGUCUCUUGGCAAUGUUGUACUAAUUAUUGUAUACCACUUAGGUAGUUAGAAAUGUAAUCGGCUGUUUUACCACGUAGGAAUGUAAUCGGCUGUUUUCCUUGGUUAGCUUGGGAAACAUGGGUCACGGGUGCAUGUCUACUUAGGAAGUUAGUAACACCAUUUGUAAGUUGUAAUUGGCUGUUUUUUCCUUUGUUAGCCCUGCAAAACAUGGGGCACACUUGCAUGUCCACAGGCUGUUUGUUGUUUAUUUCUUUAUGUUGUAACUAUAUAUCACAAUAUUCGAGUUUUAUUUCUUA
This is a messenger RNA of Magnolia sinica, 2555 nucleotides long. RefSeq names its product protein KAKU4-like. Gene Ontology annotation, cellular component: nuclear envelope. The record is from RefSeq and is a predicted model, not a curated record. Gene Ontology annotation, biological process: nuclear membrane organization. Lineage: Eukaryota; Viridiplantae; Streptophyta; Magnoliopsida; Magnoliales; Magnoliaceae. The coding region runs from base 78 to 2252 and encodes 724 amino acids. The transcript has 9 exons.